Molecule: messenger RNA, 8176 nt
Organism: Carcharodon carcharias (great white shark)
Lineage: Eukaryota; Metazoa; Chordata; Chondrichthyes; Lamniformes; Lamnidae
Gene: pik3c2b
Product: phosphatidylinositol-4-phosphate 3-kinase, catalytic subunit type 2 beta
Exons: 33
Coding region: 215-5209 (1664 amino acids)
Biological process (GO): phosphatidylinositol-3-phosphate biosynthetic process; phosphatidylinositol 3-kinase/protein kinase B signal transduction; cell migration
Cellular component (GO): cytoplasm; phosphatidylinositol 3-kinase complex; plasma membrane
Molecular function (GO): 1-phosphatidylinositol-3-kinase activity; 1-phosphatidylinositol-4-phosphate 3-kinase activity; phosphatidylinositol binding
Source: RefSeq, a predicted model, not a curated record
UGUGAAGCUGGAGGAAUGGAGAGCGUAAAGGAACCAAGAGAUGGUUAGAUUGUUUUAUCCCAUCGGGGACUUUGAAAAGGGAGGAAGAGAAGGAGCUAUUUAAUUUCCUUGCUUUAUAUUGAGAGGCGGAGAGAGAAACAAGGUGCAAUCCAUUAUGACUUCGUCCAUUGGUCACCUAUUCCAGAAGUAAGGUUCACCCAUACCAGCCAUUAGGAUGUCUCAACCUACGGGCAGCAAGGAACACUGGAAACCCUGGGAGUUCUCUGGGAUCAGCCGGCAGGAGCUGGCCCUGGCAGAGGCUCUUCAGAUGGAGUAUGAUGCCCUUUCGAGGCUUCGUCAGAGCAGCACUACAUCAAGAGAUGACGGCAAGCCCAAACACAUUAACAGCUUGCAGCUGAUUCCCUUUGAGGAGCCUUUAUUGGAUUACAGCCAACUCAGAAAUGACCGGAAUGUCAUUAAAGGGUCCCAUGGCCUGUCGGGGUCAGAUCCUGGUCUCAAUUACAGCAAAGGCUCCUCUUUGUCAAGUCGAGGCAUUGCGUGUUCUUCUACUACCUCAGUUCCUGCGCCUCCAGACCAUCAAUGUCAAGAGGACCCAGAAUACUACUCAUUGUGGAAGGAUGUUACUACAGCCACAACUGCCACCACCACCACCACAAACUCCUCCAUCAGUGGCUCCAUGCAACAACCAAUCCGUUCAGGGCUCCAAACCACUAAUGGGACAUCUUGCCAACAAGGAGAUUAUUCCAUCAUUGACUAUGCUCCACCAGUUCCACCACGAGUUCCUCUAGGCCCCAGUCGAAAUGCCACAUUAACAGACCAUUGGUCCAAGGGGCUGCCCAGUGACAGCAUCGAGAAAUUGACCAUACCUAACGACAUCAAUCUAUUUUCUCCCAGCAACGAUGACUCGAAUGGCAAAAUUGUAGAACCACCAAAUAUUUACUCUGGCCAAAGGAUUUCUGACGAAGAGUUUGAGUUGAUUGACUAUGACGACUUGAAUGAUGCCAUAACGAAGCUGAAUUUAAUGUCUACCUAUGGGGAAAAUACAAAGCUGAUAAGAGUUGGGAGCAUUGGCCCUAACUCCAUCUGCAAGAGAAAAGACAAGAAGGGGGAAACCUCUGGGAAACCAGUCAGUAGAAGUAAGACUCUCCCACCUCAGGUGCCUCCACGAACCUACAUGUCCAAAUAUGGAAACCAGAACAACGCUGUCUAUCAGGCCAAGAAUCGAAGGGUCUCCGUUGAUCCGGGGUCCUUGCAGCAGAGUUAUGAGUCGUGGAACUACGAACUACUAGAGGUUUCGGAAGAGAGGAAUGAAGAGGUUGCAGCGUUCUGUCAUAUGCUGGAUGUGCUCCGAAGCAACUACACCUGUGAUGGUGCAAAAAACAUGGGAUUAAUCUGGAGUCCGGUGGUCAUUCGAAAUGACCAACAUGGAGAUGGCAUCAGUUUGAAAGUUACUGUGUCUGCCAGCAGUCUUUCAGAACCACUUACAUUCACAUGUGAUGGGGGCUCCACAGUGGAUUUGGUCAUCUAUCAGACUCUAUGUUACAUAUAUGACAACCUUCGUGGCAUAAAUGUUGACAACUUUGUCUUGAAGAUCUGUGGAUUGGAAGAAUUCCUACAGAAUAAACACACGAUCGGGAGUCACAAAUAUGUUCAAUUUUGCCGUAAGUUUGAUGUGGACAUUAAGCUUUACCUGAUGGAGCUCAAAGCAGUUCGCAAGGAUCUGAUACAUACGGUCAAUGAUGACCAGAGUCAAUCAACUCUUAACCAUUUCAUACACCUGCAAGAGAGGCCCUUAAAACAGACGAUUACCAGGCAAGCUCUGACCCUCCUCUUUGACACCUAUCAAAAUGAGGUGGAUAACUUUCUGCUGGCUGAGGUCGAUCAUUCACAGAAGGCUGAGAGGGUGGUACAGUCUGUGAUGGCCAUUUGCAACGCACUUGCCUUAGUCGAAACACAGGAGAUUACCAAUGCCUUGAAUCAGCUGCCGCCCUGCCCCUCUCGGCUGCACCCCAGGAUACAGAAGGAUCCCAGCUCGCUGACAGUAAGAGAGAACAGAGCUAAAAUCGGGGAAGCUCUAACAGCUGCCAUCUUGGAUCUGGUGGAACUCUACUGCAACAGCUUCAACGCGGAUUUCCACACAGUGGUUCCGUGUCGGAAGGACGCGCAGACGCAGAGUGCUUCUCUCGUUGAUAGUCCUCUCAGUUUCACCAUCUAUGCAGCUCACAGAAUUCCCAUCUCAUGGGCAACUAGUUAUGAAGAUUUUUAUUUGUCGUGUGGUCUCAGUCAUGGUGGGAAGGAGCUAUGCAGUCAACUGCAGACCAAGAAAGCUCACGUCUACAAGUACCUCUUCCAUCUCCUUAUAUGGGACCAGAACAUCUGUUUUCCCAUUAAUAUUAAUCAGCUGCCUCGAGAGACCCUCUUGACACUGACACUGUAUGCGUUUCCUGUCCCUGCUCCUGGGAGCUCAUCUGAAGGCAGCAAACAGCGGCGCACGGCGGAAGCAAUGGGAUGGGUGACCAUGCCCCUCUUCAACUUCAGGCAUGUGCUGUCAUGUGGUAGAAAGCUGCUUGGGCUAUGGCCAUCCUGCCAACGAACCAUCCUCACCACAUUGACUGCCUGCAAUUUCAUCCAGCCAGAUAGUGUCAUCUUACAGAUUGACUUUCCUACUUCUGCGUUUGAAGUCAAGUUCAUAACCCCUCCCCCAGCAGAAUUCAGUCCCAAAUAUGACUUCAGUAGCCUGGAUGAUGCAUCGAGGAAGUCCCUGAAGGAAGUGAUGCAGAAGAAGUCCCUCUUCUGGCUGACAGAAGCAGACAGGAAGCUGUUGUGGGAGAAGCGAUAUUACUGCCAUUCAGAAUGCAGCUGCUUACCUCUGGUGCUCGCCAGCGCCCCCAGCUGGGAGUGGGCCUGCCUGCCCGAUAUCUACACCUUACUCAAACAAUGGAAUUGUCUUGGCCAUCUGGAUGCCUUGGGUCUGCUCCAUGCUACAUUUCCUGAUCAGGAGCUGCGCCAUACUGCAGUACAAUGGAUGGAGACUAUGUCCAUGUCAGAGUUGGUGGACUUCCUACCUCAGUUAGUACAAGCCCUGAAGUUUGAGUGUUACCUGGACAGUCCUCUGGUGAGGUUUCUGCUGCGGAGAGCCAUCUGCGAUGUGAAAAUCGCCCAUUAUUUCUACUGGUUAUUGAAGGAUGCAUUAAAUGACUCUCAUUUCAAUGCCCGAUACCAGCAUCUUCUUGGGGCCUUGCUGUGCUGUGUCGGAAAGGGCAUGAGGGAAGAGUUUGACAAGCAGACCAAACUAACUCAUAUCCUGGCUAAAAUAGCACAGAAAGUCAGAGACAUUGCUCCAUCUUCACGCCAGAGUGUACUACGGGAAAACAUGGAGGAAAUUCAACAAUUCUUCAAUGUUCAGGAUCACUGUCGCUUGCCUUUGAACCCAAGUCUUUUAGCCAAUGGAGUCAAUCCAAAAGCUUGUUCUUUCUUCAAUUCCAAUGCAGUUCCUUUGAAGAUCUCCUUCAUCAAUGCAGACCCUUUGGGGGAUAACAUUAAUGUCAUUGUAAAGACUGGGGAUGACUUGCGCCAGGACAUGCUAACACUUCAGAUGAUCCACAUCAUGAACAAGAUUUGGAUUCAAGAAGGCCUGGACAUGCGCAUGAUCUUCUUCAAGUGUACCUCAACAGGAUGGGGACGAGGAAUGGUGGAGAUGAUUCCGAAUGCAGAGACCUUGCGGAAAAUCCAGGUGGAGCACGGGGUAACAGGGUCUUUCAAAGACCAUCCACUGGCAGAAUGGUUACAGAAACAUAACCCAAAUGAGGAGGAAUACGAGAAGGCUGUGGAAAAUUUCAUCUAUUCUUGCGCGGGCUGCUGUGUUGCCACCUACGUCCUGGGCAUAUGUGACAGACAUAAUGACAAUAUCAUGCUGAAGCCCAGUGGCCAUAUGUUCCAUAUUGAUUUUGGCAAAUUCCUCGGCCAUGCCCAAAUGCUAGGCAACUUUAAGAGAGAUCGAGCUCCAUUUGUCUUCACCUCAGACAUGGCAUAUGUCAUUAACGGCGGUGACAAACCCUCCAGCCGGUUCCAUGACUUUGUUGACCUAUGCUGUCAAGCUUACAAUCUCAUCCGCAAACACACAGACCUGUUCCUCAAUCUCCUGGGACUGAUGCUCUCCUGUGGAAUUCCAGAGCUGUCUGAUAUCCAAGACCUGAGAUAUGUUUAUGAUGCUCUUCGUCCUCAGGAGACGGACGCCCAUGCAACUACCUACUUCACAAGGCUAAUUGAAUCCAGUCUGGGCAGCGUAGCAACCAAACUCAACUUCUUCCUUCACAACCUGGCCCAGAUGAAGUUUUCUAAUACAGAUGAUCGUCCAACACUCUCCUACACUCCAAAAACAUACACUAUGAAGACCGAUGGGAAAAUCAAGGAAGUGUUUGUGUGUCGACAUCAGAAGAUAUUCAACCCCAAUAAAGGAUAUGCUUAUGUUGUGAAAGUCGAGCGGGAGGGACAGCACGAUGCUGUGUUCAUACUGAGGACCUUUGAGGAGUUUAAUGAGCUCCACAAUAAACUCCGUCUCCUUUUCCCUUCAUCCAAAUUGCCAAGCUUCCCAAGCAGGUUUGUGCUUGGCCGAGGUGAGGCAAUGGCUGACAGACGCAAGGAGGAACUGGAUGGUUAUAUCUGGCAUUUAAUCCACUCUCCUCCUGAGGUGGCUGAGUGUGAUCUGGUCUACACAUUCUUCCACCCACUUCCAAAGGAUGACAAGUCCGGAGCUGGAAACACUGUGCCAAAGCCAACAGAUGUCCCUCCAACACCACCAAUGGGGAAGGUUGGCGGAGAGGUGAAGCUGUCCAUCUCAUACAAGAAUGACAAGCUUUUUAUUAUGGUGAUGCACAUUCGAGGCCUGGUUUUGCAGGAUGGGACUGAUCCAGAUCCUUAUGUCAAAAUCUACUUACUGCCGGACCCUCAGAAAACCAGCAAGCGAAAGACUAAAGUGGCUCGAAAGACUUGUAACCCAACGUAUAAUGAAAUGUUGGUAUAUGAUGGUAUUCCCAAAGGCGAUGUGCAGCAGCGGGUUAUCCACUUGCGUGUGCUGAGUGAGGAAGCAUUCCGGGAAAACAUAAUGCUCGGGGAGGUGUACAUUAAGCUCAAGGACUUCAACCUAAACCAGAAAAUUGUUGGCUGGUAUCACCUGGGAUCAACGACCCCGCAAGGCACUUUGUUCUAAGUACUUAGUGAUGUCACUAAAGGCUCUCUGUUGGACCUCAACUGAGAUGCGGGUUUGGAGGGGGUAGGGGGAGAACAAAUAACAAGGAAUAAUCGGUUGUGUUUCCUUUGUUUUGUUUUUAUUUGUGAACUGACUUGAUGAGGAGGUUAAGAUAUUCAAACAUUGUUUUUGAGCCUCUUCAUUUUGGAAUGUGUUAAAGAGACACAGCCCUCAAACUCGAGGAUUACUGGGCAUGAUAUUGCAUGCGUCAAGAGAUGCAAACUGUUUGCUCCCAAGUUGUGUAUUAUUACACUAUGAAAAUGAAGGUAAAUAUUUGAACUGUUUAUAUGCUUUUAAACUGUGCUAUGGGCGACCAUGUCAUAAUGAAGGACUGACCCCAAUUUUUUUGCACUAAACACAAACAAGAGGAAGGAGAAACCCUCCAGGAAUUGAUCAAAGUCCAGGACUGUAACACAACAGAGAGGAGAUUGUCAACGUUCAGACCACAAUCAGCUUAUUCACGUAUUCUCUCUGCCUCAAGUGUCUCUCGUGUCCCCAGCUGAGAAGUGUGUAGCUCGUAUUUUGGUGACUUUGGGGUUUGAAUGAAGCCACUUAAUGUAAGAGAAGCACUGAGAGGCCAGAUUGCUCACCUUGUGUUAUGGCACAUCUAGCAACCUAUGAGCAGGGGUAGACCAUUCAGCCUCUCAGGCCUCAAUCCAUCUUAAUAGCACCCUGCCAUGCAAAACCUAUUGGGGUAGAAAUUGGCCUUGAGCAGUAUGCACUAAAUGGGCGGAAUCACACCGACUGCCUGAUAUUCAGUUCCCUUGAAACCAGUGGAACAGACUGUUGAAUGAGCUGUAUAACAGGCAACCCAUUUAUUAUCACACAGGAUGUAUUCUUACCCCAUCGUAUCUCUUUCCUCGAUUGGAGGGUGGAAGAGGAAAGAGCAACUUUAAUCAGGCAAGAUUGUGCUUGGACAGAACAAAUCUUGUUAAUCCAGAAAUGGUGGUUAUCUUAACAAAACCAUCAGAUUAGUUGUGUGAGCUUGUUCAGUUGUGCUGCAAAUGGUGCAACUGAAGGAGUACUGCUUGCGUUAAAAGGUUGAUGCAAAGUUAUCUGAUUUCAGUCAGGUGGUCAAAAAGCUAAGGCACCAUAAAGACCAAGAAGAUCCUAAGUUCAAUACAUGUUGAGUUCAAUAUAUGUUGAGUUAAUUGGUUUCAGCCAGGUUAGCAACUGAAGCAAUAUAAUUGGCCUUAGCAGCCCUGGGCUAGGGAUGAAGAGGGAGCAGUGUUUUAGCUAAAGUUCUUGGUGAUUUCUGGUCAAUGACUCUUACUCAAAGAUAAAUGUAGAAGGAGAAGGAGAGAUCAGUUUUGACUGCUAUUUCCAUGGUCAAAAAGCCUGCCGAAACUCACCACUACUUCUUGUGCAUGACUGCCAACACUUACUGACCUGAUUUGUAUGAUUUACAUGGGUCAAGAAUUGGAGGACAUGAACAUCCAAUGCAGUCUUUCUGUCUGAUCAGUAAUGGGUCUUUUGAUGAGGUUGUAUCAGGUCACUGUCAUGAUUAAUCAAUCAGAAUAGACUUGCUCAUUACAAAAUGAAAUGAGCAUUCAUUUAUGUUAACAUUAUUGCCCUUGCCACUGGAUUUCCGCACUAGAUUAAAACCUGCGAAACUAAGUGUAGUCUUGAUUGCAGCAUGCGACUAAGAUCCACACAGUGUUGAAGUCUGUAAGACUUUGGGGAUCCUGGUUUAAAAUAAUGAUCUGGAAAGUCUUCCUUUCCUGACAUAGAAGUCCACUGAUAGAAAUAACACUGUUCCUUGUGUCUUGUACUUUCCUCCUCUACCUCUGUGUUGUGCAGGGGCCACUACCUUAAAGAGGUACUUCCAUCUCGUUGGAGGCAGAAAUAGCAUGUGGCAAACCUGAAAAUGGCCAAGGAAUGGGGGAGGGGGGCAUUCAACUCCUCAAGCGUGUCCUACCAUUUGGAUAGAUUAUGGUUGAUCUGUACCUUAACUCCUUAUACCCAUGCUAGUUCCAUAACCCUCCAUACUUGUACCCACAAAAAUCUAUCCAUUUCGGUUCGAAAUUUUCUUUUGGCAACCAUCCUCAACAACAUUUUUCGGGGAGAGAGUUCCAGACUGUGUAUCCCUUGUGUACACAAUAUCUAGUGUGUAACGGUGGGGAAAGCAACUGCUGAACCAGAUACUACGGGUGUAUGCAGGGUGAACUCUGUGACCUGAUCUUUUUUAGCACCAUUUGUUAUGUUUAGUUUUAUUUAAAACGUGAUGCUAUCACUUCUCCCUUCUAUAGUAUUAGGAAAGAGUUUACCAGAUCCCUAAGUGUCAACAACACAUGAACUUUCUCCUUUAAAGCAGCUAACUUCUCUCACAUUUCACACUGAUGGCAAAGGUUAUGUAAAUUACCUAAUGUUUCAUUGAUAAGAACACUGCUGUAGCAUGUGGCAGUGCCAUACCUGGUCCCCCCUCCCCUUUCUGUAUUGUAGAAUGUGCUGUGAAUGAGCUAGAUUCACUAUUAGACACAAUACAUGAAUCUUCGAUUAUAGAGACGAGGUGACACUUGUUUGCCUGAUCCUUCACUGGGGAUUUAAUUCCCGAUUGAACUAAGCUGAGACUGUUGAUAUACCCCUUUCAUUACAUGCAGGACAGUCCUAGAUGUGGAGCUUGGCUUUGUUUCUGUUAAGGAUAUUUGAACCAGCUGCUCUCCUCACAUUCCACCUCACCUCCCACUACCUUUUUUGCUACACAGCUACGAAAGAAGCUUUGUGAAAUUCUCAUGCUUUGUUUCAGUUUACCUUUGUACAUAAGGAAAAGCACCACAGUCUCCUACUGAGAUGUCCUUUUUAAUUAACCCUGGUGGAAGUAAUUUUGUAAGAUUUGUUUGCAAAUCUUUGUUGCCUGUAAGUAAUUUACUUUUUUUGAUUGAUACACAAGGCUGUUGUUGUAUAUUUAAUAAUAAGUUUUAAAAAUUG